Olea europaea var. sylvestris is the source of this 1413-nucleotide messenger RNA. RefSeq lists its product as uncharacterized. The transcript is spliced from 2 exons. The record is from RefSeq and is a predicted model, not a curated record. Lineage: Eukaryota; Viridiplantae; Streptophyta; Magnoliopsida; Lamiales; Oleaceae. Bases 1 to 1413 code for a protein of 470 amino acids.
AUGGCAGACAACACUAUUAUUGAAGAAGUAAUCUUGGAGUCAACAUAUGAGGGACCACAAGGAGAUAAUAUAUUUCAGGAUGAGGAAGUGAUACCUAAUGAAUGCCAGUUGAUUGACUCAAACAACGAAGUUAAUGAUAAUGAUUUUCACUAUGACAAUAAUGCGAAUGAACAAGUUUUGAUUGGAUUAAAAGCAGACCAUACGAUCGAACUUUUGACCACUGGAGAUGAAGAGGUUGGAUCAGAUGAAGCCAUUUGUCCUAGCGAAGAGGAGUUGCACACUAACUAUUCUUCUAGUGAGGAACAAGCUUAUCAUUUCCCUAUUUAUGAUGCUGAACGAGAGAAGUUCGAUCCCCAGUUGGAGGUAGGAAAAGAGUUUAAAAAUAUUGAAGAGUUCAAGGAAGCAGUUAGAAAUCACGGCGCAGCAUCUAGAUGUAAUUUUAGAUUCAAGCCUAAUGAUGAAUUUAGAGCCCAAGCCAUCUGUAAAUUAGCUUGUACAUGGAAGAUUUGGGCUUCGUGGAACAAGAAAAAAGGUUGUGUGCAAAUAAAGUCCAAAAACCCAGAACAUACAUGUAUCAGGAAUAGAACAAAUAGGCAUUGCACUGCAAAGUACAAAGCGAAGCGAUAUUUAGAUACCUUUAAAGUUGACCUGAAUUGGAAGUCUAAGCUUAUUAUAAAGGCUGUAAAUGAUGAUAUGAAGUUAACAAUCAAUAAGGUUACGGCAUGGAUGGCUAGAAGAUAUGCAAGAGUACUGAUACAAGGAUCUAAUGAGCACCAUUUUGGAUUGCUUAGGUCUUUUGCUGUUGAAAUAUUGAGAACCAAUCCCGGGUCUACAUGCAUUGUUGCCAUUCAUGAUUUGAAGUUUCAAGGAGUUUAUAUAUGUUUAGAAGCUUGUAAGAGGGGGUUUUUUGGAGGAUGCAGGCAACUUCUGGUGUUGGAUGGAUGUUUCUUGAAAGGGACGUUUGGAGGGCAGAUGCUUGUGGCUGUGGAAUUAGAUGCUAACCACUAUAUUUACCCAGUAGCAUAUGCCAUAGUUGAGAGGGAGAAUGCUACUACCUGGAGGUGGUUUAUUCAACAUUUGGGUGAAGAUUUGAAGAUAAUGAAUAGCAAUGAAUGGACAUUUAUGACGGAUAGGCAAAAGGGUUUACAAAAUGUAAUAGACGAUUUGUAUCUCGAAGCAAAGCACCGAUUUUGUGUUAGACACAUGUACAUCAAUUUUUUUAGAAUUGAUUUUAAGGGUUUAAUUCUUAAGGAAUACAUAUGGAAGGCCGCAAAGUCGACUAUGGUGCUCGAAUGGAUGUUUUGGAUGGGUGAGAUGGAGAAAGAAAGUAGUGCAGCGCAUAACUGGUUAAAGAAAAGGCAUCCAAGUGAAGGGAUGAGCCAUGGAAGUAUGUGCAUGAGUGUGAUAGAGUGA